Messenger RNA from Brachypodium distachyon (stiff brome), 2088 nucleotides. Its product is annotated as disease resistance protein RPP13-like. The transcript has 2 exons. The coding region runs from base 714 to 1583 and encodes 289 amino acids. The record is from RefSeq and is a predicted model, not a curated record. Lineage: Eukaryota; Viridiplantae; Streptophyta; Magnoliopsida; Poales; Poaceae. Gene Ontology annotation, molecular function: ADP binding.
AGGAUUUGUCCGGAGAAAGAAAGAAGCUGGGCCCAAAGGUGUUUCAAAAAACAAAAAAAGAACCUGGGCCCAAUGCAGAUGCAGCCACGCACGCAACCUAUCUAUCUAGCCCAUAUUCUAAAGAAAAUCUAUCUAGCCCAUGAGAAGCCCACCGGCCCAUUAGUCCAUUACGACUCUCCCCCUUCACCGUCGUCGCCGACUCGCCCCCCGCCGAUACGGACCAACAACCAACACCGGACAGAUUGAUCGGAGAUGAAGUCCUUCGACCCGUGGCCAUUGAUCAUCCGUCGGGAGUCUGGGAACCCUUCCUUGCCGGAUCCGCCGUCACCAACCUCACCGCCGGCUUCAGGGAGGAGGAGCUCAACCGAUGCUUGAUCCACCGACCGAUCGCUCGCCAGGGGACAACCUGAAAGACAGCAUCCCCCAGACCCCCAUAUACCCAGCCCACCAUCCCCCCGUCGCCGGGUGCAUUAGACACCAGUCCCCGCCGUCGGAGAUCCAGAGAAUCACCGGAGAAUGAGAUGAAGCCCUUCAACCCAUGGCCGCUGUUCUUCUGCCGGGAGUGGGUUGGGGCCGCAACUGGCGCUUCCUCGUCGGCUUCUCCGUCACGGGCAUCCUUGCCAGCAAGCACCCCGCCGGCUUCACCGAUAGAUCGACCGCCAGGAACCCAAACGGAGAUGGAGUGCACAGGCAAGGAAUAGCUAUAGACGCAGAUGGAGGUGGUGAGCGCUUCUCAUGGCGCGUUGGGUCCCCUCCUGGGGAAGCUCACCGCCUUGCUUGUGAAUGAGUGCGGCCGUCUGAAAGGGGUCCGCCGCGAGAUCCGCUCCCUCCGGUCUGAGCUUACUCACAUGCAUGGUGCGCUCAAGAAGUAUGCUAAGCUUGAGGAUCCUGAUGACCAGGUAAAGGAAUGGAUAUCACUGGUGAGGGAGCUAGCUUAUGAUACGGAGGACUGCUUCGACAAGUUCAUUCACCACCUAGGCAAGGACGGGCAAGGUUCCGGCUUCAAAGAGUUCUUCCGCAAGACGGCUCGCCGUCUAAAGACGCUUGGAGCUCGUCGUGGAAUUGCCAACCAAAUCGACGACCUGAAGGUUCGUAUCAAGGAAGUGAAAGAGCUCAAGAAUAGUUACAGACUGGAUGACAUUGCUUGUGGAACCUCUGGCCAAGCAGCCUUGGAUCCCCGGCUGUCUGCUCUUUUUGCUGAGGAGACACACCUUGUGGGCAUUGAUGGUCCCAGAGAUGAUCUUGCCAAGUGGAUGAUGGAAGAAAAAAACAAGCAUCAUUGCAGGGUGUUGUCUAUUGUUGGGUUUGGUGGAUCGGGGAAGACAACACUGGCGAAUGAAGUCUAUCGCAAGAUUCAAGGGCACUUUCAUUAUCAUGCUUUUGUCUCGGUCUCGCAAAAGCCAGAUACAAGGAAAAUUAUCAAGGAUGUGAUCUCGCAAGUGUCUUGUAAGGAUGAAUUCAUAAAAGGUAUAGAAUUUUGGGAUGAAAAGAAAUCCAUUGCAAAGCUAAGAGAACUACUACAAGACAAGAGGUAUUUUUUUUUUUGCAAAGUAUGCUUGCAUUAUUGUCAUUAUUUGAGGUAAAAAUAUUUAGCAUGCAAUUUUUCACAUAAGAAACAACAUUGCACCACUAGCUGUGCUUGUUAUCACACGGGCUUAUCAUCAUUUCUGACACCUUACUGCACGUACUAGGAAGUUUUCACGCAAGUGGAACAAGCUACAAACAUGGUAAACCCUGGUAGUUAUAAAUUACAUUUUGCAACUUCUCUUCCAUAUUUUAGCUAAAAUGCUUAGCACAAGAAAAUAUCUAUAACCAUUUCAUGUGUUUUUAAUUCAAAGUACAAUGUAGAAGGACACAGGCAGACAUAUGAGUGUGUCCCCCUCCCUGAACUAACAGAGGCUAGGGAUAAAUCUGCUAUCUCGUCCAUUGGGGCACCCUAUCACCUCCAUAACCGCAGAAAGAGUGUAAAAAUGUUAGUUCGGUUCUCUGCAGUAAUAAUCUAUUGACAUGAAAAUUAAAAGAAUGUUGAUGUUUAUUACAGAAAAUUGCUUCACCAGUUUUCUUUUCUUUCCAAAUUGCACAAAUUUG